Chenopodium quinoa (quinoa) is the source of this 1366-nucleotide messenger RNA. Its product is annotated as WAT1-related protein At1g68170-like. Gene Ontology annotation, molecular function: transmembrane transporter activity. The transcript is spliced from 8 exons. Lineage: Eukaryota; Viridiplantae; Streptophyta; Magnoliopsida; Caryophyllales; Amaranthaceae. Gene Ontology annotation, cellular component: plasma membrane. The coding region runs from base 1 to 1245 and encodes 414 amino acids. The record is from RefSeq and is a predicted model, not a curated record.
AUGGUUCAAUUUUGGCAAUUCAUCAAUGACAUAAAAUCAAUUAUUAUAAUGGUGAUUGUUCAAAUUGCAUUUGCUGGUGUCAACAUUACAUAUAAGCUUGCGGCUGUUGAUGGCAUGAACCUAAGGGUUUUAGUGGCAUAUCGCAUUCUUUUUGCAGCUGUCUUCAUGGUUCCUAUCGCUUACUUUCUUGAAAGGGAAACCAGACCAAAGUUAACAUGGACGAUUCUAGGCCAAGCUGUUCUCUAUGGACUAUUUGGUUCACUGGUUCAUAAUCUGUUUUUGGAGAGCCUUGUAUUAACCUCUGCCACCAUUAAUGCUGCUAUGUUAAAUCUUAUUCCUGCUGUUACCUUCAUUCUUGCUGUUUUUUUCAGGUUGGAGAAGGUAUCACUAAAAACAUUACCAGGAACCGCAAAGGUUAUGGGAACUGUACUUGGAAUUUUAGGUGCAAUGGUGCUUACUCUUUAUAAAGGUUUUGAAAUAAAGAUAGGGUCACCAAACACUCACCUAAUGAAAGGGGCGGCUCAUGGUCAUGGACCGGGGGUGCAUGACGCGCGAGACCAUUUAAUUGGGUCCGUAUUUGCUGUAUGUGGCUGCUGUUGCUAUGCUUCUUGGUUGAUUGUACAGGUGUUGAUAACCUCACUUAUUUCAUGUAUAAUUUUUUUCUGUUUUCUAUGUUUAGAACAUUCAUAUGCCAUAAAUUGGGGUGAUGCUCUCGUGUUCGCGUUGUGCAUGGAUCGAGACUUGAAGUCCUGGAAGUUGGGUUGGAACAUUCGACUUCUCACCAUUGCUGGAAUUGUCGCUUCAGGUGUGAUGGUGACAUUAGUAGCUUGGUGUAUUCGUCUUAAAGGGCCAUUGUUCGUGUCCAUAUUCAACCCUUUAAGGGUGAUUAUAGUUGCAUUUGCUGGAUAUCUUUUUCUGGAUGAGAAAUUAUAUUUAGGAAGUGUACUAGGAGCAAUAUUAAUCGUGAUCGGAUUAUACGGAGUAGUAUGGGGUAAAGGGAAGGAGAUAAAGAAAAAGGCGAAGUUAGUUCCUUCAAUCAAUUGCGAGGAUUCAACUAAAGAUAUUGAAAUAAUCACAUCUUCAGUCCUUGAUGAAGGGAACAAGGCUAGUAAAGAUAAUGUUAUGAACAAUGCUUCAACAAGGCCAAAGUGUGCAGCAAAGGAAGAUGAUGAUCACUCAUUGCCAAACGACGAUAUUGUUGUUGAUGCUCAAGGUAAAUCUAAAAGAGUAGAUGGAAUAUCGUGAAAAUGGCAAAAUUAGAGGUAGUUAUUAACUGUUUGUAAUCUUGUAUUUAUUGCAAGUUUAAAUUUUUUUUAAAAAGGCAAUUGUAUUAUCUGUCCUUUAUGUUUCUCCAAGACUGAAUGUU